AAUAAGAAUGAAGGGCUGAGUCCUGGGGGAGCCAAUAGCAAAAAGCCGAGGGACGGUGGCGGCGGACUGUGAGAGGAAACAAGAAGACAGGCCCAAGAUGGAGGCGGUGGUGGUGGUAGCGGUGUGACAGGACAGUUGUGCACUGCCUCCUCACUGCAGUGAGUCUGAGAUCUUGGCACUCAGCUGUGAGAUAAGCAGUAGCAGAUUCUGAGCAGAGAAGGGAGUCCUAUGGCACCUGCCCAGUCCUCCCUCAGCCCAUCUUGACAAAAGUAGGUUCCAUGGAACCACCACGAGGCCCUCCUGCUAGUGGGGCUGAGCCAUCUCGGGCAGUUGGCACUGUCAAAGUGUACCUGCCUAACAAGCAACGCACAGUGGUGACUGUCCGGGAUGGCAUGAGUGUCUAUGACUCUUUGGACAAGGCCCUCAAGGUGCGGGGUCUCAAUCAGGAUUGCUGCGUGGUCUACAGACUCAUCAAAGGAAGAAAGACAGUUACUGCCUGGGACACAGCCAUUGCACCUCUGGAUGGUGAAGAGCUCAUUGUGGAGGUCCUAGAAGAUGUGCCACUGACCAUGCACAAUUUUGUACGGAAGACAUUCUUCAGCUUGGCCUUCUGUGACUUCUGCCUUAAGUUUCUGUUCCAUGGCUUCCGCUGCCAAACCUGUGGCUACAAGUUCCACCAGCAUUGUUCCUCCAAGGUCCCCACAGUCUGCGUUGACAUGAGUACCAACCGCCGACAGUUCUACCACAGCAUCCAGGAUUUGUCUGGAGGCUCCAGGCAGCAGGAGGUUCCCUCAAAUCUCUCUGUGAAUGAGCUGCUAACCCCCCAGGGUCCCAGCUUUUUCUCUAUCAGCCCCUGCACCCAGCCCCGUGACCUGGAGCACUUCUCCUUCCCUGUCCCUGCCAACCCCCCACUGCAGCGCAUCCGCUCCACAUCUACUCCUAACGUCCACAUGGUCAGCACCACAGCUCCCAUGGACUCCAGCCUCAUGCAGUUCACUGCUCAGAGCUUCAGCACCGACGCUGCUGGUAGAAGUGGUGAUGGAGCCCCCAGGGGUAGCCCUAGCCCAGCUAGUGUGUCCUCAGGGAGGAAGUCCCCACAUUCCAAGUCACCUUCAGAGCAGCGAGAGCGGAAGUCCUUGGCAGAUGAAAAGAAAAAAGUGAAGAACCUGGGGUACCGAGACUCAGGCUAUUACUGGGAGGUGCCACCUAGUGAGGUACAGCUGUUGAAGAGGAUCGGGACAGGCUCUUUUGGCACUGUGUUUCGGGGGCGUUGGCACGGCGACGUAGCUGUGAAAGUGCUCAAGGUGGCCCAACCUACUGCUGAACAGGCCCAGGCCUUCAAGAAUGAGAUGCAAGUGCUCAGGAAGACACGACAUGUCAACAUUUUGCUGUUCAUGGGUUUCAUGACCCGGCCAGGGUUUGCUAUCAUCACACAAUGGUGUGAGGGUUCCAGUCUAUACCACCACCUACAUGUGGCUGACACGCGCUUUGACAUGGUCCAGCUUAUUGAUGUGGCCCGGCAGACUGCCCAGGGCAUGGACUACCUCCACGCCAAGAACAUCAUCCACCGAGAUCUCAAGUCCAACAAUAUCUUCCUACAUGAGGGGCUCACAGUCAAGAUUGGUGACUUCGGCCUGGCCACGGUGAAGACACGGUGGAGUGGGGCCCAGCCCUUAGAGCAGCCCUCAGGGUCUGUGUUAUGGAUGGCAGCUGAGGUGAUCCGUAUGCAGGACCCGAACCCCUACAGUUUCCAGUCGGAUGUGUAUGCCUAUGGGGUUGUGCUGUAUGAGCUUAUGACCGGCUCAUUGCCCUAUAGCCACAUCGGCAGCCGUGACCAGAUCAUCUUUAUGGUGGGCCGUGGCUAUCUGUCUCCGGACCUCAGCAAAAUCUUCAGUAAUUGCCCCAAGGCCAUGAGGCGCCUGCUGUCUGACUGCCUCAAGUUCCAGCGGGAGGAGCGGCCCCUAUUUCCCCAGAUCCUGGCCACGAUCGAGCUACUGCAGCGGUCACUCCCCAAGAUUGAGCGGAGUGCCUCCGAACCCUCCUUGCACCGCACCCAGGCUGAUGAGUUGCCUGCCUGCCUUCUCAGCGCAGCCCGCCUUGUGCCUUAGGCGCCACUCCCAGCCACCAGGGAGUCAAUUUUAGCCUGCUAUGCCAAGGCACCCCUUCUUAUCAGCCAGUCAUUGUUCUGCCUCUGCCUUGAUACUGCCUCAGGAUUCCCUAUCCCACACCCUGGGAAAUUUGGGGAACCCCCAAAGACUGAGAUCCCCUGCUUCCUCCAUAAUUUGGUUUCCUCUUGGCUUUGGGGAUAUUUCUAAUUUGGAGAACUGUUUCAUCUCCAACGGCUGGGAUUCAUGGCAAGGAUUCUACUCAGAACCUCUUUCUAAAGUUUUUGCCUGACAUGUCUUCACUGGAUUUUGGGGUUCCCAGCACCCCAUAUGGAUUUGGAAGUUUCCCUUUGUCUCCCCCACUAUUCAAGGAUUCUCUUUACCAAGAAGCACAGAAUUCUGCUGG
Peromyscus maniculatus bairdii (prairie deer mouse) is the source of this 2511-nucleotide messenger RNA. RefSeq names its product A-Raf proto-oncogene, serine/threonine kinase (gene Araf). Gene Ontology annotation, molecular function: MAP kinase kinase kinase activity; ATP binding. The record is from RefSeq and is a predicted model, not a curated record. Gene Ontology annotation, biological process: protein phosphorylation; MAPK cascade. Lineage: Eukaryota; Metazoa; Chordata; Mammalia; Rodentia; Cricetidae. Gene Ontology annotation, cellular component: cytosol; mitochondrion.